AUGUGAUGUUUUGUUUACUUGGUAUGGAAAGCAACACGUGAAUGACAAAAUAGAAACCGAGUAAAUAAUAUAAAAGUAUCCGCUUACCCUACAUCGUACCCUCAUCAAUAUGGACUAUACUGUUGGGAGCUUAGCAGAUUUGAUAUCCGGUUCCAAUACCCCGAAUAAGCCCCAAGUUAUCAAGAAAAAAAUCAAACGAAAAUCAGUACCUCUUGAUCAAACCCCACAAGAUGCAGGUCCAACCAUCAGCAAAAAGAAGAGUAAAACUGUGAAGUCUGAAGAUGUAUUAGUAUCUGAAUCUCCCAAUGCGAGCUUGAAAUCAGAAAAAAAGAAAAAGAAAAGGAAGUUGGAUGAUACUGACAUGGACCUAGUGGACAGUGGAGCAGAGGAAGAUGUAGGCAUCCCUGAAAAGAAGCCAAAACUAACUCAGAAUGACCAGAAUGCCGAAAGACGCGUCAAAAAGAAAUUGAAAGAGGAAAAGAAGGUUGAAAACCCUGAAGAACUUGCUAGGACAAUAUUUGUAGGCAAUGUUCCUAUCAAGACAAAUAAAAAGAAAGUGAGGAGACAUUUCAAGAAGUAUGGACCAAUUGAAUCUUUGAGAUUUAGAGGAAUACCAGUGGCAGAUCCCAAAACAUCAAAAAAAGUUGCAGCUAUCAAAAAGGAAUUCCAUCCUGAUAGAAGCAAUGUAUACUGCUACAUAAGAUUCAUAAAUAAAGAAGAUGCUUUGAAAGCUGAAGAAGCAAAUGGUUCACUGUAUGAAGAUCAUCAUAUCAGGGUACACUGUUGUGGCAAUAAAGAGAAACCAGAUGAAUCAAAAGCUAUUUUUGUUGGUAACCUGAGUUUUGAUGCUGAAGAAGAUGAAUUAUGGAAAGUCUUUGAGUCCUGUGGUCCAAUAGCUCAUGUCAGGAUCAUAAGAGACUCCUAUACUGGAAUGGGAAAGGGUUUUGGCUAUGUGAAUUUCAGAAACUCAGAUGCUGUUCAGAUGGCUCUAGAAAUGGAGAAUGUGAAAUUGAAAGAUAGGGAAUUGAGGAUUUCACUUUCAAAUCUGAGUACUGCUAAGAAGAAUAAGAACAAGAAUAAAAAUAAAGUUAUUACAAAGGCUGGGAAGCCGAAACCAAGGAAACCUUUUGGUAGAAAAAGAGAUAGUAAUCCAGGAGAUUCAGCAGAUGGGGACCAUAGGCCUGAGAGACCAAACUGGGGGAAUCAUAACAAGGGAUUCCAAGGUGCAAAAUUCACAGACAACAAAAAGAAAUUCAAGAUGAACAAAGGGGUUUUAGAGAAAAACAGGAAAAUCAAGAAAAUUGCUCCCCUUGCAAAAUGAGGACCUGGAAUUUUGUUCAUAUUUUGUGACUUGAUUCCUUUCUGAUGAGAAUAGGUUUCAAAAAUAUCUAAAAUGAAUAUAUGGCUAGAAUAUU
Phaedon cochleariae (mustard beetle) is the source of this 1415-nucleotide messenger RNA. The record is from the annotation of a GenBank genome assembly. Lineage: Eukaryota; Metazoa; Arthropoda; Insecta; Coleoptera; Chrysomelidae.